Messenger RNA from Trichoderma breve, 2190 nucleotides. RefSeq names its product fungal specific transcription factor domain-containing protein. Gene Ontology annotation, molecular function: DNA-binding transcription factor activity, RNA polymerase II-specific; zinc ion binding; DNA binding. The coding region runs from base 1 to 2190 and encodes 729 amino acids. The record is from RefSeq and is a predicted model, not a curated record. Gene Ontology annotation, biological process: regulation of DNA-templated transcription; DNA-templated transcription. Lineage: Eukaryota; Fungi; Ascomycota; Sordariomycetes; Hypocreales; Hypocreaceae. The transcript is spliced from 8 exons.
AUGGACAUUCAGGAAUCGUCAAAGCCAAGCCGUCAUCUAGAUAGAGAGAGGAAACGAGCCGCGCGCGCGUGUGAUGGCUGUCGCCGCCAGAAGGAAAGAUGUGAUGGAGGCGUGCCUUGUCGGAGAUGCUUCCGGCUAGGUCGCCAGUGCGAUUUCUCAGGCAGGGCCGCAACUGAAGGGGAUUCGCAAGCUGGCUCAGGAAUGCGCCCUCCAAGCCAAAGACCUCGCGCGCCUGAUCAUAGCUCCGCUGAACAAGCAAAGAGGCUCGAAUAUCUGGAGAGAAUCGUCAAGGGUUACGUCGGAAAUAAAGAUGCUUUAGAUCUCGAAACCCUCAAGGGAUUAGCUCAAGCCGCAGAGAAACGUCGGAAUUCCCCUCGACCGGCAGACACCUCCUCUCAGAGCUCUGAAUUUGAGGGCGUGGAUGAAAAGUUUGAGAUACGGCCCCUCCACGGCAAUGUCACACAUUAUUCUGGAGAGUUUUCUCAUUGGAAUUUUUCAAUGCGGAUCAAGAAAUGGAUCGAUCAGAGUGUUCCCAGCGACACUUUAAAUGAGUACUACCGCGCUGAAGAGCUACAGUCACAUUCAGAUGCAAUAGGUGCAUUAGCACUUUUACCGCCGAGACCUAUCGCCGACUUUCUCGUUUAUUCCUUCUUCAAACAUGCACAGACCAACUAUUUCUUCGUUGAACAGAUCUGGCUCAAAGCCAAGCUUGAUCUUGCUUAUGAAAAUUCGGCAGCAUUCUCCCGGCGGGACGUGGGGUCAGUGUGCAUCCUCUUUGCCAUUCUUGCCAUUGGAACGCAAUUCGCCUACCUCGAAUCGUUGGUUGAUGGUGCCGAGAAUCCCACGGAAAAGGGGCCCGAUGCAUUUACCGAAGACUCCGUUGGGAUACUAUUCUAUCAGCAGGCAUGCCGACUGCUUCCAGAUGUAAUUACGGCCUCAUCGCUGGAGAGUGUCCAAGCCUGUUUGUUACUCGGCAUAUAUACGCUUCCGGUCGAUGCAUCUGGACUGGCAUACAUUUAUCUCAAUCUAGCCCUUAAGCUUGCGAUACAGAACGGCAUGCAUAGGAAAUACCCCGUCGAAAGUCGAGAUGCAGACGUUGUUGAAACCAGGAAUCGGGUUUGGUGGAGCGUAUACACCAUCGAAAAGCGUGUUGGAACGUUUCAUGGCAGACCGACAUCUAUAUCCAGUACUGAUGUGGAUGCUGACUUUCCCGUUCAUCGUCCUGAUCUAUGGUCCUCGACCUCGCAAACCGAUACUGCUCACAUCUUGGCAACUUUGGAGCUGAACCAGCAGCUGAGUAAAAUGUCUCGUGAAAUAGCAAUCUUGAGAUCGGUGCCUAAACAUGAAGUACCGGAGGGGCUGAAAAGGCUCGCACAACUUCACCGUGAACUCAAGACGUGGUGGGAUGCUCUACCAAAUGACAUCUUUUGCAAAGAAUUCACAUCCCAGUCGAAAAUUUCUCGCAAGCAUAUGCAUCUACAGUUGGAAUAUUGCCUCGUCCGCAUGUACGUUGGUCGCGUCUUCAUCUUCCCCGAGGCAGUAUUGAGGGAUGGCAGCAGCCCGUCCACGUCUGUAAACGCUCCCUCGACGGACUGCAUCGAAGCCGCCCUGUCAGUUAUAGACACGUGUCGCUGCCUGCGAAAUACGAUUGGCCUUGCCCGAGCCUCUUACACCGAGUUCAGCUCUUGUCGGGCAGCUCUCCUCGUCAUUACUACACAAUGUCUUUCCCAGAAGACAUACAUGUUUAGACAGGCUUUGCGAGAUGGCCUGUCGAUGCUUAAGGAGAUGUCAACUGGCAGCCAAUCUACACAAUCCGAAGUCUCGUUGAUUGAGGCUUUUGAACAAGCCAUCGCCAACAUGAAUACGCAGGAGCAGACUACCAGCACUACAGUGAGCGAGUCCCAAUACGCAAAGUUCAAAAGAUGGGAGCAGCUGUGGAAGAGCGAUGCGCCUUUACCAGAAACAGCAGAUGGAGGCGCUCAAAAGAAACAAGAGCCAAUGGCACCCCCGGCGUCAGAGCCACCGAAGCACACAGGAGAACCACAGAAAGAAGAUACAACGAUGAUGCCGUCAAGUACUCCCUUUUUCGGCGUCGAUGGGCAUUUUGCAUCAUUUCCGCAAAAUCUGGAUGAUUUUUCGGCUUUCUUCGGGAAUGAAUUUGGAUCGAAUAUUGAUUCUGGACACGGCUGA